Funneliformis geosporum is the source of this 123-nucleotide messenger RNA. NCBI's taxonomy places the organism in Eukaryota, Fungi, Glomeromycota, Glomeromycetes, Glomerales, Glomeraceae. The record is from the annotation of a GenBank genome assembly.
GCAUAGCAGCUUCAUUUGUUGAAAAUAUUUCAGUAAUUUUCUUAGAACCCGAUGCUGCUUUUCGCCAAUAUGCCCUCUUGUUGCAUAAUGUUGACUUUGUAUCACCAUUAUAUACUGGCCCAC